UGUUGUUGUUGCAUUCCUCUUCGGUAACGCCUUGAUAACCUUUAUCUUUGUAAUAAUGUCACCUCACUCAUCAUGAAUGCUUUCAUUUUUCAAGUGUUGGCGUCUUGCUCAUUGCGUCAUUGUCUUCCGUAAGCAUUGAAUCCCAGUUCUUUUUUCUCGUCGCCAUGUCUUCGUUUAUCCCUUUUUUAACCGACUUGAUUCCGUCUAUUAGAUUGUUUACAUUCUGUGGCUGGUCGGCCUCUUGAUCAAGCGGGAUGAUUUUCUCGGCUAUGACAAUACAAUGCUUUCUUCUACCGCUCCCGGUUAUUGGACUGCCGUGGGUGUGAUAGCUUUAUAUGCUGUGAGUUCCUUAUUUGGCGUUAUUGGCAGCAUCACACAAAAUCGAAAGAUGAUUGGGGUGUUCAAGAUUUUGUAUUGGUUGGUGACAAUUUUGUUACUGAUUGUCACAUUUGCUUUGUGGAUUUUAUGCCUCGUCAAACGAGAUCUUCUGGUGGAAAGCUGUGCCGAAGUGGCCAGAGAAUUGGCUUCAUCUUCUUCCUCCUAUUACACGCCUGUGCAACUUCCUAACGGCGGCGAUAAUCUUACCCAGUCCUGCGCCACAGCGGCGAAGCAACUACUGAUUGUCGGCGGUUUGAUCGUCUUUGUUGGCAACUUAUUUCAGGUUUAUUUCGCUUCGGUUAUCAGCGCUUAUGCCGCCCGCCUCAAGAGAAAUAACCAGCAUCAAAAGCUCAGAGAUCUCGAUGAUUAUCCAGAGAUUACGGCCAAUAAAAUGGCCGUGUAUUAAAGUUAUAGCUGAGAUAUACAAACACAUCCCUAUACCUCACCUCCAAUCCCUCCCCUUUAUCCUCUCAUUACCUUUGCUAUUUGUUAUUUCUUCAUUGUAAGAUAUCAGUUUAUCAUGUAUCCAGUCCCUUCCUUGUGAAAUAGUUGUCUUUUCUACCUGUAAUUGUUCCUGAUCCUUUUGCUUUUUCCUGUCUGCCUUUUUUUUUUCUUUCUCUCUUUUUCUACCAUAAACAAAGUAGAAGAAAAUUGGAGCAACAAUCUUUUGGGAGGAAAAGAACAAACCAUCUUGAAUCAUGG
Messenger RNA from Radiomyces spectabilis, 1080 nucleotides. RefSeq lists its product as uncharacterized. The record is from RefSeq and is a predicted model, not a curated record. The coding region runs from base 281 to 784 and encodes 167 amino acids. NCBI's taxonomy places the organism in Eukaryota, Fungi, Mucoromycota, Mucoromycetes, Mucorales, Radiomycetaceae. The transcript has 4 exons.